AUGAUUUUGUUAUUUUACUUGAGCAAGUCUCUCGUUCCUGAAGGAGCGCCGCCUUCAACAUGGGAGCAGUAUGCAGCUAACAUUGAUGAACAAUCUGGCCAGUUUACUUGCUUUGAUGGUAAGAAAAAAAUCAAGAUCAGCCAAAUCAACGAUAAUUUUCGCGAUUGCUUAGAUGGGUCUGAUGAGCCUGGAACUUCUGCAUCCAACGAAGGAACUUACUAUUGCUCUAACAAUGGAUUUAUUCCAUAUCCAAUAGCUAAAUGGAGUGUUGGUGAUGGAAUUUGCGACUGCUGUGAUGGUGCUGAUGAAAAAGACAAUCCUAGAGUUCAAUGUCCUAAUACUUGUGCAAGGAAAGAGCACGAAAGAUCAGAAGCUGCAAGAGAUUAUAUUGAUUCAUUAAAUUAUGGUUAUAAAAGAAGAUUUGAAAUGGAGUCACAAGGUAAAAAGAUAUAUCGCGCCGAAAUGGAAAAAAUUGAAAAAUAUAAAAACGAAAUUCAAGAAUUGAACGAAUCAAUUAAUAGAUUACAAAACGAAAUAAACAGUACCGAGGUAUAUGAAUCGCAAACAAUUGAAUAUUCACCAUUCCGCGAUUUUAUUUCAAAUAUCUAUGAUUUUACCUUCGGAUGGCAUGAUUACUUUUCACCAAGCAGCUCAAGUGCAUCAGAAAAAUUACUUAAAAAGCAAAAAGAUCGAUUAAAAGAUUUAUCUGCAAAAUACGAUGAAAUUGCCAACUUUUCCAGCGUUAAUUCCGAAUCUAUACCAUUGUUUUCAUUAUACGAACAUGAAUACAGACAUGACAGAUUUAUUGUCAAAUUAUUGAAAAAUAUUAAAGACAGAAGCAAUACGAUCGGCAUUUUCAAGUCAUAUAAUCCAUCUACUAGGACUCUUACUUACGAUGAUGGCGAUUUCUGCUUUGUUGUAAAUAAUUCCCGUAAAGCCAACAUAAAAAUGGAAUGUUGGAAGACAACAAAGCUCAUUUCUAGCUCUGAGCCACGAACAUGUGAAUAUGAAUUAGUUUUAGCAACUCCACUCGUUUGCGAAACAAAUUCAUCUGAUAUUUUCAAGAACAUGACCAUUGAUCAAAUCAAUGAGUAUGGUACUCGCUUUGAUCAAUAA
Molecule: messenger RNA, 1116 nt
Organism: Trichomonas vaginalis G3
Lineage: Eukaryota; Parabasalia; Trichomonadida; Trichomonadidae
Product: N-glycan processing
Exons: 1
Coding region: 1-1116 (371 amino acids)
Biological process (GO): N-glycan processing
Cellular component (GO): glucosidase II complex
Molecular function (GO): protein binding
Source: RefSeq, a predicted model, not a curated record